AAUUAUUAAAAAUAUAUCUUAAGUAUAAUUUUUAAACAAAUUAGAAUCCUAUUUUAGCCCAUCAUAAAAUAUGUGAACUUCAAAACAGAGACAUUGAAAAACCUUUUGUGUACCGAAUAAACAUUCGUAAUUUGUGAAAUAUGUCCUGAAAAAUGAAAAAGUUGUGUUUAGCACUUACCUAAUUCUAGUUAUUUUUUAUUAAAAUGUUUUAAUCCGAGGCUUAUAAUCCUUUGAAUAAUGAAUCUAAUGCGCAAAUUGCGUGGGGCGUCCGCCUCAACAUCCGCGGAGCCUUCGGAGACUGCAAGCUCGUCUUCUCACGUACAACUGGGAUUGAUGCACCUAAAAAAACUCUUUGCUGAGUAUACCCAUCCACCACAGCCGUUGACAGAAGCAGAAAAAGAUGAUAAAUUGUAUAACAUGCUACCUCUCUUUUGUAAGGUAUUUGGAACUAGUCCAUCGAGUGAGAUGAAUGAAAAAUUUUGGGACAUACUAUCCUUUUGUCAACAAGUUUCAAAGCUUAUGGUAUCUGAAAUAAGAAAAAGAGCUAGCAAUCAAAGUACCGAGGCAGCUAGUUGUGCUAUAGCAAAAUUUCUGGAGAUAGAGAAUUCAGAGGAAUCAAGCAAUGGAUGGAUGCUACUGUCUACAUUAAAUCUAUUGGCAGCUGGUGACCAAUCAUUGAUACAGGUUAUGACUACUGCCGCUAUACCAUCCACAUUAGUCAAAUGUUUGUAUUUAUUUUUUGAUCUGCCUGAAAUUCCUGAAUCAGAAGCUGAUGUUCAAGAUGACAACAGUGAAUUCACACCAAGAGAGAGGAGGAUACUUUUACAAAAGAUUUUUGUUCAAGUCUUAGUAAGACUUUGCAGUCACCCAUUUCCAUGUGAGGAAUUGGCAAGGAAAGAUGAUUUAAGUUUGUUAUUCUCUGCAAUAACCUCAUGGUGUGCACCCUAUAAUAUGAUGUGGAGGAAGUCUGCAGCAGAAGUAUUGAUGACAUUGUCUAGGCAUGGCUUGACUCAAUCUGUUGUACACUACAUUAACAAUAAAGGGUGUGUAGGCCUCUGUAUCGAAAACAUGCAAAAGAUUCCAGAGUUAACACCAUUAGAGGUAGUAGAAAUGUUUGUAGCAGUAUUUUGUUUCUUAAAAGAUUCAAGUGAAGUUAGUCAAUUACUACUGGACGAUUUUCGGACUUGUCAAGGAUAUUUAUUUCUAUCUGAAUUCCUUCUGAAACAUGAGAGACAAGAUGUACCCGAUUAUUUAACAUCCGGAUUAGAAGAGGAACGCGUCAGUGGGACGGAAGCGCGAGCUGCUUUAAGAAAUUUGGUCCUUAUGAUAUCUUCUCUCUGUGCUUGUGGAUUUUCUGAACUGCGACCGACCAGGGCCAACACGGAAUUAUUCCAGUUACAAGGAUUCGUAUUACCACAACCUUCUACGCCUGGACAGGCUGUGAGAAAUGUACAAGCGUUUCAGGUACUGCAAUCCGUGUUCUUGAAAUCCACAUCACCAGCUCUUUGCUGUACGAUCCUCGACGCGAUAUCGAGCGUGUACCACGCGGACAACGCGAACUACUUCAUCUUAGAGAAUCAGAACACGCUCAGCCAGUUCUCAGAAAGGAUACACACGAAAAAUGCUGAGAUACAAGAAAAGUUCUUUGAACUUCUGGAAUUUAUAGUAUUUCAGUUGAAUUUUGUGCCGUGCAAGGAAUUGAUUUCACUGUCGUUGUUAUUGAAAGCUAAUAGGUCAAGAAGUUGUAGUAUAUUAUGCAUAAAGACAUUAUUGAAUAUUUUAAAACACAACGUUAUAUUUAAAGAUGUUUAUCGAGAAGUCGGAAUGCUGGAGGUGUUCGUGACGUGUCUUUCCCGAUACGCAGUGUUUCUAAAAGACAAACAGCUGCUCGAGGAAGAGCGGUCUAAGAAGGAGACCGAUAAGUCGACCGAUUCUCCGAAGCCACCCGAGAGGAAAAAAAGGCAGUCGAGGCAAGAUUCUUUAAUUAAAGAUCCCAAUGCCGACGCAGAGGAAGAAGAACUCGGGUCGUUGGUCAUGGAGGGGCUGACUGCUCUGUUGAACGGGAACGUGAACAACUGCAACGUGUUCCGCGACUGCGGCGGUGCCAAGUGCGUACACGGGAUGGUAGUGCAUGAAUCGUGCAGAAGUAAAGCUUUAGGUGUGGUGCGAGAGUUGAUAGUAAGCGGUUCGGGCGAAGAGGACAUGUCUGCGCUUCUGUGCGGAAUGCAUGCGGCGCCGAACGAUGCCUUAAAACUGAAACUUCACAUAUUAAAAGCGUUACUGGUUUGUUUAAGAGAUUCACAUCGGACAAGGACUAUUUUUCGAAAGGUUAGCGGAUUUGUAUAUGUAACAAGUGUACUAGUCUCUCUGGAAGGUAGACUUAAAGGAAAUGAAUUGAUAGAUCCCGACAUGCUAAAUCUAAUACAUAUUGUAUUCUACACUAUUAGUACGGCGAUGAGGUUCGAACCUGCAAAUGCGAAAUUUUUUCAUCAUGAGAUUUGCAUGACAACAUUGUACGAAACGAUACGAUUAUUGGGUUGCUUUACCGAGGAUACCGAGUUGCAAAAUGAUACGGAACCGGGUGACCCAGAGCUCUAUGAAGUUUUUCACGACCUUUUUACGGGAAAUAUAUUAGAAAUGACAUUACCAGAUAAUAUACCAGUCGUUUUUGUAAACGCAUGUAUCGUAUUGCGGUUGCUCUACGACGUUGCGCUCGAUUCGUUCGACAAGCCAACGUUUUGUGGUUCACUCAACGUAAAGUCCCCAAGCUUGACGAGGCAAAGCUCUGCCAUCAAUGAGGCUAAACCAGCGGGCCGCGCCACCCCUCUCAACCUCGCGACGGCUUCAACGAGCGGGGAGGCGUGGGUCGUGCACUCGGGCGUGGUCAUAGUGCUGGCGAAGCUGCUGCCCGCCCUGCCGCGCCCGCCCGAACACGCGCCACACGCUCGCGCCAUGAGGGACUACCUCGCACACGUACUCAAGAGUCUCGUCAGGAGCGAGCGCAACCAGCAAGUGAUGUGCGGCGCGGGGCUGGCGGGCGAGGUGCUGCGCGUGUGCGGCGCGGCGCUGCGUGCGGAGCGCCACCCGCUGCACGCGCCCGCCAUGUACGUGCUGGAGCGCCUCGCCGCGCACGCGCUGCGCCCCGCCGAGCUGCGGGAAUUCCUACGAAUGGGAAAUCCUCUAAAUUGCCUUGCUCCCGAGCCGGGACAGGUUUGGCAGCCCGGCGGGCCGGUCCCGCUCACUCGAAUCAAGACGUUAGUCUCGAUGACGACGCCCCGAGAUUACAGGUCACAAAACUCGUGCACUCAGCCCCCAUUCGUUGAGUUCGAUAUGUCUGCGGAAGGAUUCGGUUGUUUAUAUUUACCGAGCAUUGCUCCUCAGUCGGCCAACUUGAAUGCGCUCGGAACUCAAGACAAUACCACUCUCGGUGGCAUCGGCUCUGGGGACAGAGUAUUUCCACCUCAAACGGGAUUGACGUAUUCGACAUGGAUAUGCGUGGAGAAAUACUCCGAUCCGCGCACCGAUCCGCACUGCGUGAGGCUAUUGACGCUUGUUCGGAACAUUAACAAUAGCCGGGACGAACACCUCGUAUGUCUCACCGUAGUACUGUCCGCGAGAGAUAAGGCUAUUAUUGUAUCGACACAGGAGACUUUAGUUCCACACAGAGACGUAGGCGAGUGGGAGCCGGACGGCGUCGGCGAGUGCGGCGCGCGCGUGUGGUGCCCCGACCUGCAGCACGAGGGGCAGUGGCACCACCUCGCGCUGCUCUUCAACAGGGCCGUGCUCAAGAACUCCUCCUUCUCACUCUAUCUAGACGGACAACACAUGCACUCGGGCAAGCUGCACUACGUGAGCGCGAACCCGGGCGGCGGCGCGGCCACGCUGUCGGGCGCGUCCAGCGUGUACUGCGUGGUGGGCACGCCGCCGCAGUGGCGCCGCUACUCGCGCCUCGUGUGGCGCCAGGGGCCCGCGCUGCUGCUGGAGGACGUACUCUCCGCGCAAACUAUCUCAAUAAUAUAUCAGCUCGGGCCACACUACGUGGGAACUCUGCAAGCUCCGUUACCACCUGGACAAAAUCAAGAACCCCUAGCACCCUUGAUUGCCGAGGAAAAAGUAGUUUUUGGUAUAAACGCUCGUGCGAUCUCCCAACUCACCCUUGCUAAGAUACGCAAGGUUUACAGCAAAAACGAUAAUAAGGCUAUAGCGAAACAACUCGGUAUGUCGUCGCACGAGAACGCGACGCCUAUACGAAUAUUGCACAACUCUGCAGGCCAUCUAAUGGGUCCAGCUCGAUGCUUAGGUGGAACGGUGGUUGGAUAUCUGGGAGUGAGAGUGUUCAGUCCAAAGCCAGCGGCUAUCAUGAUAGAUACAGUAGGUGGAUGUUCCGUAUUACUUGGGUUGAUAGCAAUGGCGCAAGAUGUUGAGUGUUUGUACGCUGGGGUUAAGGCUCUUGUGUGCGUAGUACGUUCUAACAAGGCGGCUCAAGCAGAAAUGGACCGCAGAAAAGGAUACCAAACACUGGCAAUGUUGUUGAAGAAAAAGAAACCUUUACUUAAUUCCCACAUCUUGCAUUUAAUAUUCGGCCUAGUUGGCACAGUCGAUAGCCAAAAAGAAACUUCGUCGAUUCCAAAUUUAACCGCAUUUCAGGAUCUAAUAUGCGAUCUUGAAGUAUGGUUGAAUGCACCAGGUGGUCUAAUAAAAUCCCUCCUAGAACAUUUAUUCGAACUAGCAACAGAAACAGCGCACAGAACGCACAAUUUACGCACAAUGAGAGAACUGCAACUAGUACCUAAACUACUGUACAUCGUGAACGAUAUAAGGGUUGCAAGCACAAAGAAUGUUCUGAUUCAGUUACUAGCAAACCUGCUGGGAGGUCAGCCUAGACCCAGCGAUUUACUCUGCCUCGGACAAUUCCUGGCGUAUACACUACCACUUCCUUCUCAAUCAGAGCAAGGAGUCGUGGUAAAGGAAGGAGAUUCUGACAAGGAAUGUGAAGGCGAAAUAAUUCUUCUGAGAAAUAAAUGCCUAUGCUUUAUACAUUGUCUCGUAGUAAUGACAAGAAAUGUGGAAAGUACAAUUGUAUGCGAGGAAGUAUCGAGAGUUCUCGGAACCGACUGGCUUCUGAGUUUUAUGCAAGAGAAUGUUCAUCCGAGCUCAGUUUUACUGGCAUUGAAAAUAUUAGUGGUUCUCUGUUCUGGCCAAGGACAGCAGUCAUCCAUAAUGCAAAGGUUCCGCGAGAGUGCCGGCACGGGCGGCUGGCUGCGCCACACGGAGCUCGUGGCGUCGCAGCAGACGGGCGUGGUGCUGACCGCCGCCGUGCACUCGCACUCGCACUUGCACACGCAGCUACUCUACACCUCCGGGUUCACGCUGCUCGCCUGGUUAUCCCUGUUCCAUUUACAAAUUCCGGAGCUGUACUACCUUCUGUUCGGCCUCGCCCUCGGCCAGCCGAUGCACCACCUGAGCACGGACCGGGCGGUGUCCGUGGAGCGCGUGUGGGGGGCGGCGUGGGGCAGCGCCGUGCCCUCGCGGCAGUCGUCCGCCGCGGUGGCCGCCAAGAUCACGCUCUGCCCCGAGGCAGUGGUCAUACUACUGGCGACCGUGAGGGCGCUGAUACACGCGGAGCCCGACUCGUUGCCGGAGUGGCUCAGCGACCAUCCCGUUGCCAUAAUACAAGUUUUAUUUUCGUUCUAUAAUACCCUGCCGGAUUUCGUUUCAUUAAUGAUGAGCGCCGAAGUGCUCACCGCAUUGGCGUCCACCCUGUUUCCCCCGAAUACGAAAGAUGAUAUUCAUAUGCCGAUCUGCGAGAGUGGCGACAGUUCAGGCGCAUCGACGCCGGGCGCGGAGGAGGCGGGCGCGGCGGCGGGGGCGGCAGCGGGCGCGGGCGCGGGCGCGGCGCUGACGCAGCACGCCGCCAGACAAGUCGUGAUGGACUUCCUGCGCGUGAUCGUUCUCGAUUCGCUGCCCCUCGGAGUCUCCGCUAAGGCCGCUCCGAGCGCGUCCUCUGACCCCGUGGCUCCGUCAAUGUUUUGUACGCCAUGUAGUCCCUGCUCCGCCCCACCAAGAUCUUACUUUUAUAGCGUCAUAGAUUUAGUUCUGGACGCUUCGCCAGCGAACUCGACGAGUCAGCAGCAGAUCGAAUAUCAAACUGAAGUUUUAACAACAAUAAUGGAAAAUUUGUUGAAUACUGAACUUUUUGGUACCGAGUCCAAUAUCUCCAAUGUCUGCUAUUUAGCUGCGCGACUUGUUGAUAAAUUGUGGCAGGGUCAGCUGUCGAGAGAUCCACACGAGGUAUUCGAUUUCUUGGUAAAAUUACUGACUCAAGCUAAGAAGAAAUCAUCGGUUAUAUCUCUAGAAGGAUUACAUCACUGCCUGAAUAGAACUAUAUUGUUUUUACUGUCACGGUCUACUGACUCCAUAGCCGACCAAAUGUCUGUGUUAGAAGCAUUGCACAAACUCACGACGAACAGGUUGCUGAUAUUCGGAGCCGGAAACCACGAGUUGGAAUUCAUAGGAUGCCUAACAUACUGUCUACUACAAUUAAACGCGAACAUGAAGAUCGCCCUGGAGUCGCACAUGCGCACGACGUGGCACGUCAACCCCAGCGGCGACCUCGAAUCCAGAGACGACAGGCUGACGGCGCACCAAGGUCGCAACCUGAUGGCGGGCGCGGCGCGGCGCGUGUGGGAGGAGCUGUACGCGUGCAAGAAGCCCGCCAUCGAGGAGGUGUUCAAGGCGUCGCUGGCGCCGCCCGCCGCCGCCGCGCGCGCGCCCGACCUCGGCCUGGCGCGCGAGCAGCUGGCCGACUGCGCGCACCGCCUGUGGCUCGGCUACAUCGACACCGAGCGCAAGGCGGUCUAUCGAGUUCCGUGGGAGCUCCAUAAUCAGAUUCAAUCGAAAAUUCAGAAAGUGACCGGUGGCUUGACCCGUUUGGCAUCUAGAACAAAAGUGAAAAAGGAGGACUCCGCUAAACAGAGGACUCAUCUACCGCGAGAACAUGCUCUGGCUUAUAUGCAAGAUCAUGUGCAGCUUGUGAGACAGGCGUGGGGCGCGGCGCUGGCGACGAGCGCCAACACGGCGGCGCACACGACGCGCUACGUGCAGGCGGAGUGGGGCGGCGCGUGGCGCGAGCUGACGCGCGAGCGCGGCCUGUGGGGCCCGCCGCGCGCGCCGCCGCUGGACAAGUGGGCGCUGCACUGCACCGAGGGCCCGUGCCGCAUGCGCAAGCAGCUGCGCCGCAACCUCGCCUUCUACACGCACUACCCGCACCGCCCGCAUCUCGAGGGCAGCGACAACAGACAAUUAAAGUACAAAGUGGCACAAAGUCGAGACAGUAAAGAAUACUACAGGAUAUAUCAACAAUCCCGUGGGUCGACCAACGUCGGGGAAACGGAUGGUAUAGAACCGACUGAACUGCAAACCUUUGAAGAAGAAAUACCAAGUAAUAAAGAUUCAUCAAUCGAAGUACCUAACGACGAAGGUUCGCCAUCGGAUCUCGUCAGCAGUGGCGUUGUUAGCCGAGGAACGAAUCAAUCAACUGAAGCUAAUGAAGACGGACCAGACGCGGAAGACGAGGAUGAGCCGCAGCCUCCACCGCCGGAUAACCAAACACUAUUGAGAUUAUUGGAGCACCAUGAGAAGAUUACCCACAUGUUUCGCUGCGCGCGUAUACAAGGCCUCGACACGACAGAGGGGCUUUUGCUUUUCGGUCGCGAACACUGCUACGUAAUAGAUGGAUUCACUCUCCUUAAAAAUAGAGAAAUUCGCGACUUAGACAGUUGCCCCGACGAUUAUGACCCUAUUUUACCUAGUCAGGGUAUACAGAGGAGCAAUCAGAGACAAUGUUCCAAGUUUUUGUAUGAAGAUAUCAGAGAGGUUCAUAAAAGAAGAUAUUUACUGCAACCGAUAGCUUUAGAAGUUUUUUCUAGCGAUGGUCGAAAUUAUUUGCUAGCAUUUCCACGAAAAGUGCGAAAUAAGGUAUACAGUCGUUUCACGGCGCUCGCAACCGGCAUGGCGGACAGCGCGGCCGGCUCGGUGGCGGGGCAGAAGCGCGGGGUGGCGGUGGAGCAGCCGGCCGGCCUGCUGGCCACGCUCAUCGGAGACACUUCUGUUACACAACGGUGGCUGAGAGGAGAAAUAUCUAAUUUCCAAUAUCUCAUGCAUCUCAACACACUGGCGGGGCGGUCGUACAAUGAUCUCAUGCAAUAUCCAGUUUUCCCAUGGAUUUUGGCCGACUACGAUUCCUUGGAACUGGAUUUGACUCACCCGGCGACUUUCAGAGACCUGUCCAAGCCAAUGGGAGCCCAAAGUUCAGAUAGGUUGGAACAAUUUAGAAAGAGAUAUAAGGAGUGGGAUGACCCUCACGGUGAAACACCGCCGUAUCACUACGGAACUCACUAUUCGUCAGCUAUGAUAGUAUGUUCUUAUCUUGUGCGUAUGGAGCCGUUCACACAGCAUUUUUUAAGACUUCAAGGCGGACAUUUUGAUUUAGCGGAUAGGAUGUUCCACUCGAUCAAAGAAGCAUGGAAUUCUGCAUCUCGCCAUAAUAUGGCCGAUGUUAAAGAAUUAAUACCGGAAUUUUUUUAUUUACCUGAAUUUCUAGUUAACUCCAACAAUUUCGAUUUAGGAAGCAAACAGUCAGGUGUAGCUUUAGGUGACGUCGUGUUACCUCCCUGGGCCAAAGACGAUCCUCGUGAAUUCAUCCGUAUGCACCGAGCAGCGCUCGAAUCUGACUACGUGUCUCAUAGAUUGCAUCAUUGGAUUGAUCUCGUGUUUGGAUACAAGCAGCAGGGACCGCCCGCAGUGGAAGCUUCAAACGUCUUCCAUCAUUUAUUCUAUGAAGGAAAUGUCGAUAUAUACAACAUUGAUGAUCCCCUUAAGAAGAAUGCAACGAUAGGUUUCAUUAACAAUUUCGGACAAAUACCGAAGCAGUUGUUCAAGAAAGCGCACCCUAGUAAAAAAAUGUCACAAAGAAGUUCAACUAUUUUGGAUCCCAAUAAUAUUAUACCAUCUCAAGGCAUAACUCCUCCAGAGAAAUUAUUCUUUCACAAUUUGGAGAAUUUGAGACCAUCUUUGCAACCCGUAAAAGAAGUUAAAGGGCCAGUCGGACAAAUACUCUAUACGGACAAGGCAAUCUUGGCCGUGGAACAAAACAAAGUGCUGAUGCCUCCAUCAUAUAACAAAUACGUGGCGUGGGGCUUCGCGGAUCAUUCCCUACGAAUCGGAAAUUACGAUAACGAUAAAACUAUAUUUGUGUGCGAAACUGUAGCGCAAGCUUGCGGAGAGAUCGUCACGUGCGUGUGCCUCUCCGACAAAACCAUAGUGACGGCCGGCACGAGUACCGUGGUGACCGUGUGGCAGUACUGGUCGCGCCGGCGGCGGCUGGCCGUGAAGACGUGCCUGUACGGGCACGAGGAGGCGGUCACGUGCCUGGCCGCCAGCGCCGCCUACAACCUGGUGGUGAGCGGCAGCCGCGACGGGCAGCUCAUCGUGUGGGACGUGGAGCGCGGCGCCUUCGUGCGGCAGCUCGUGCCGUCGCCCGCCGCGCCCGCGCCGCCGCCGCCCGUCUCCGCGCUCGCCAUCGACGACCUCACCGGCGACAUAGCCACGUGCAGCGGCAGCUGGCUGCACGUGUGGUCCAUCAACGGCUCGCCGCUGGGCGCGGUGGACACGGGCGGCGGGGAGCGCGCGCCGCAGGUGCUGUGCGUGGCCUUCAGCCAGACGCGCGAGUGGGACCCGCUCAACGUCGUCAUCACCGGCUCCACGGACGGCGUCGUCAGGAUGUGGUCUAUAGACUACCUCGCAAAAACAGUAGACGAUGAAGCGAGGAGUACCGACGUGGACAGCACAGAGGACCAACCGAGUUCCAUUAAUAAAGAAACAUUGAACCAAAUUUCCUUGCAAGAUAGCGAGGAGGCCAAGUCUGAGAGUGACGUCAAAUCUGAUAACACAAAGACUGAGGAUAUUGAACCGUGCGAAAGGGAAGCCGCGAUUAAACGAGUCGAGGCGUUAGUUAAGCAGAUGAGCUUGUCCCAAGAUCAUGGAGGAAAUCUCACGAAAUCAGGAUCAGAAAGUUCGCUUUCGGAUACAGGUGAAACGACAAGCGCGAAAGAAUCAGCUCGUCGACAUGAUGAGAAAGACAUUUGUAGUGAUAACGAAGAACCGCAGUACGAAAGGAAAGAAGAAAUUGAUUCUUGUGAGGAAACAAAAGAGGAAUACGAUAAUGAAAAAGACUUAGAAGAUGAAAAAGAAAGUGUAACGCAUAGAAGCAAACUACAAAAGCAGGGGAACGUUGUUCUGAGGCGGAAAUCAAAGGCUAAUCCUUUGUUUCGUAAAAGUGGCGGCAGCAUUGGCGAUUCCAGCGAAACGAGUUCCGUAGAGACGACACAAUCGAUGGAGGCUCCAGAGGGCGGGCUCCGGCCGAGCAAGUCGGACACCAGUCUCACAGACUCUUUUGUAGUUCUCUCGGCACCAUCGUCUCCGGCGCCCGUGCAGCGACCCGUCGUCAAAGACACGUCUUAUCCUGACACAGGUGUGACGUGGGUGCGACGUCUCGUCCUCCGCGGUAAAUUGACCAUGCAUACGGCAUAUGAACGUCGAGAUAACGCGUGCCCCGCUUCCGUCACUGCGGUCGCAGCCGCUAGGAGUGGACGGGGGUUGGCCGUCGGAGACGCUCGUGGAAGGAUUUUCCGGUGGUCCGCGCCUGAUAUGUCGAGUGCGGCGGGUGCCAGGGGUGGUCCCGCCGAUCACUGGAUACGAGACGAUACCGCACCCUACUGCACCCAGUGCCAAGUGCGGUUCACGGCGCUGGAACGGCGCCACCACUGCCGCGAGUGCGGCGCCGUGUUCUGCGGCCGCUGCUCGCGCUACGAGGCACCCGUGCGGCGCCUGCGCGCGCUGCGGCCCGUGCGCGUGUGCCAGCGCUGCCACGACCACAUCCACGCCGGCAACGACUAGCUCGCUACUCCCAUUUCACAUCCUGUCCCGAUGACUGAUGUACAAAAUAUGUCAAAUACGACCCAGCCGAUAAGUGGCAGACUUGCUUUUCUAAGAAAAAAAAUUAACAGUAUAUUUAUGAAAUCUGACGAUAAGCUUCAUUGUUGAAAUCAAGAAUGUGGAAAAUACCGCGAUCAAGAUUAACGCUUUGUCAACAACGGACACUUAUUAGGAAGCUCUACUAUUUCGACAUAUAAUAUUCGUUUAAAAUUGGCUUGAAUACAAUGGCUUUAAAUCACGGAAAUGAGAUCAUGUCCCUUAAUAAAAUAUUUGUUAUUCGAGGAUUAUAAUAUAGUUAAUAAGUAUAAUUUAAUAAUCAGAUAGACACAAUACAGCUUGCCUGCGCCUAAUAUUUCGACAGAUUAUACACGAAAAUAAGAAAAAGACAUUUGAUUACAUUUUAAAUAUUGUAACACUAUGGACACAAAGGUCCAACACAAUAAUAAUAUUGCCGUUUUAAAAAAAAACUUUAUAACAAGAGAGAAUGAGUAACCAAAGUAAAAUGCCAGUUGAAGAGGCGUCACAAUCAAUAUUAUAAUGUAAUAUUAGCGUUCAUUAAUCAUUGAGAGAUAUUAUAAUUUAUUUUGAAUAAUAUUAUUUUUAAAUUAUAUUAACAAAAUGCUUAAAAUGAAACUAUAUUUAUGCACUUGAUCUCGCAAGUAAGCAAUAUGUUUAUACCAAAAAGCUGAUGCCGCGAGUCGUAUAUAUUUAAAAUUAAAGAUACCUAUUGAAUAUUUAAUCCAUUGUCCUUCAGUGUAAAGGUCAAUCAAUAAAACUGAUUUAUUUUUUAUAUUUAAAAUUAAACAGGUUUUUAAAAUUCAUUCAAAUCUUAACCUUGAUCAUACUUGAUUCUUUAAGGUUUCAUUUUAUUGACUAAAAACGUACAAAAUAAUUGUCAAUCUAAUAUAUUCUUGAAGUCUUUAUAUUGAUUUAACUAUUCAAGGUAUUUAAUUGUUAGUCCGAAUUCAAUGUUCUUAUUUAUGAAAUGUCAGUAUUAAUUAAUAUAAGAUGCAUAUUAUUUUAAAUAUAUUUUUAGAUCUCAAUUUAGAAAAUAUGCUUUUGUAAAAUAAUUUCCUUCAAAUAUAUUCCCAAAAAAUCAUGGCACGGGCUAUAUAUUUAAAAUGUGUACAUUUUCGAAUAACUAUUCAUUUGUUUAUAAUCCGAAUGAUAAUUGUUUUAUGUAUUGUUAUACAAAAUGUGAUAUUUUAUAAUUUCGCUCUUUACAUUUUUGAAUGUUUUUUUUUCUCAUUUUAUUUGGCAAAGUUUUUUUAUGUCUUUGCAUAUAUUUGUGUAAGUAUACUAUUUUAUCGUUAGUACUAGUCAUGUUUGCGUGAAUUUAUUUUAUAUUUUUCCUCGCGAGUGAUUAAGAAAAGAAAUAUUAAAUGAAUAAAACUAUUUAUAAACUUAUUAUACGCGAUAUUAAUGUUUAUAUGUAAAUCAAUUAGUUGACUCAUUGUCGCUGUUAUAUUAUGGUACGUAGUUUGUUGUAUGACAUUUAUUGAAAUUGAAUAUCUGUCUCGUGUAAUUUCUUCUUUCAUGAUGCAUUUGGACGACAUUCCUAGUCACAACUACCUACUAUAUCAGGGCGAUAAGAAUUGUGUGCCCUGGUUAUCUUAUUAUUGUCUGUUUAUGGGAACUGUUUGUUAAAUUUGUUUAAAUGUGUAAAAAAAAAAGACUUGUUCAGCCUAUAGUUGCUUAUUUUUUUAGCUAUUCAAAAUAAAUAAGCUUUUAUUGAAGAUAAUAUGGUUUGCGUGUAGCGAAAAAUUUAAUGUAUUUAAAUAUAUUAAUCAAAAUAGUUUUAUAUAUUUGUAAAUUCAUAGUAGGAAAUAUAAAUGAGUAUAAAGUUUUAACAAGAUGAUUAUUGUAACCUCAAUAAGCCGUUAGCACAUGUCCGUUUGCCCUUAAAAUAAUGUCAUCUAUCACUAUGUGUUUACGUAAUUAUUAAGUGAAUAAUUCUAAUCACAUUAACUGUAUAGGAAGAAAAUAACAGACAAUAGUUAUGUUGUUUAGGUAGUUUGUAGGCACUGAAGUUUAUGCCGUUGAUAUAUUCAUGUAUAAAUGAAUAAAGUGGUGCAGCAAA
Molecule: messenger RNA, 13075 nt
Organism: Vanessa atalanta (red admiral)
Lineage: Eukaryota; Metazoa; Arthropoda; Insecta; Lepidoptera; Nymphalidae
Gene: bchs
Product: WD repeat and FYVE domain-containing protein 3
Exons: 55
Coding region: 238-10956 (3572 amino acids)
Molecular function (GO): protein binding; metal ion binding
Source: RefSeq, a predicted model, not a curated record